AUGCCUGUGAAUUCUGUGCUUACAUACGGAGAAGAGGUGUUUAUGACUCUUGUAAGCGGUUUGCUUUGCUUUGUGGACCUGCCUCGACUCCGUGAAGAAACAGGCAUAUGGCUAGUACCUGCACCGAUGAUAACCAAAUUGGCCAUAAUGCAUUUUACAAAUAAACCUCACCUGCUAAUACUGGGAACGGAAAAUGGUUUCAAGUGGUUUCGCAAUCUGACUCUCCACAAGUCACGAAUAACAUGCAUUGGUGUUUCGAGAAAUUCUGUUGACCCUCACAGGCACGAUGAUAGUGGUCUAUUCGUGAGUGGCAGUGUGGACGGAAGUAUUCGAUUGUGGAAUGCUUUGACAGGCGAGUGCUUGCAGGUCUUUGAUGACCGAACACCAGUAGCGAAACGUUGGCAUUAG
Molecule: messenger RNA, 408 nt
Organism: Rodentolepis nana
Lineage: Eukaryota; Metazoa; Platyhelminthes; Cestoda; Cyclophyllidea; Hymenolepididae
Source: the annotation of a GenBank genome assembly